AGAAAAUGAUGCCGUGAAAUGCCGUGAAGCGCCCAUGGCACUGUCAUAUUCCUAUUUCCUGUUUUUCCUGCGCGUUUACCAUGUUUGGUGCAUGGUGCUUGGACUGUUCAUGGCGCUCACAGUGGUCAUGCAGGUUGGAUUGACCAUGUACAUUGACUUUAUGUCCAGCAAAUGGGUUUAUCCAUAUGGUCCUGGCCUCGCCUUACUGGCAGCAUGUCUAAACUCAAUAUUGCUGUUGAUUGGUGGCACAAAACUUUGCUAUUCUGCUGUCUGGUUGAUGCAAGAUGCUUGGCGGGAAGAUUCUUUCCUCGCCUUCCGAUCUUUGCUUCUGUGCAGACCUUUGCACAACCAGCUGGGAGUGCCACUGAAAGAGCGCCACAGCUUGGAUCGAAAGGAUUUGUUCUUGCAGCUUGCCAUUUGUGUGCCCUUGGAUGUGGUGCCGCUGGUUUUUGGCCUUUGGGGCAACUCAGAAUGCUUCGCUUGUCUGGCCCUGAUGUGCUUCUUGGAAGUGUUGCUUUUCUGGUUCUUGGAGGUGGUUGAUGACUUUCGCUGCAAGAAGCGUGCCAUACAAAAGUUGCUCCUUCCGAACGCACCAGGGCCCCUUGCAACCUCGUCAACACCGGCCCUUUCACCCAGCCUGGCGUUGCAGCCUCUGGAGGUUGCCCAGGGGCACCCAUCCAGCAGCUUGUCAAGACCAUCUUCUGAAAGCCUUUGGCAACCGGAAGGGUGCGAAGUGCUGCGAAAAUCGUUGCUGCUUCGGCCAUGGAAGCUGUUAUUGCUGCUGUUGACCCUGAUGAUUUUGGCAUUGAUUGCUAAGACCACAGUCCUGUGGCUCAUCGCCCUUGGUGCACUGGUGCUUGCUGCAAGCCAUUUCUACCGCUCUUGGGCCAAAGGCAAGUGGUCCUUCGUGAAGGUCCAUUUGGAAAGUACCGAACACCGGGAAGACCUUUGCGAAUCGGUUGAUGAAGAUUUCAUGGUCAUCAAGCCGAUUGCCUGUGCAAACUUGACUGUGCCUAUGGGCUAUCAGAUUGUCAAUGAUGGGCUGCUGUACGAUGGGGAGGUGCGUGAUCGACUGAAGACCUAUCCCGUCGGGACCACUAUAUACUUUCGACAAAGACCUCUGGGAAAAUGGUGCAGAUUCUUAGAAGCUCGUUGCGGGGGCAGCCCCCAGCAGAUGUUCGAAAAUGGUGUUGCAAUUCUUGUGGUGGGUCUUCUGUGCUGCUCUACCCUAUUCCAGGUGGGAUACCUUGGCAGUGGCUUGCUAUUUGCCACCCUUCUGGUGAUUCAAAUCUCGCCUGCGGCUUGUGCAAUUUUCUUACCGGAGCUGGCACCGUACCUGCACGCAGCGAUCUCGUUGACCUUCGGCCUGUUGAGUUUCAUUCUGGCGCUGGUGGCGGCGCCUUGGAACAGCAUGACAUUUUGGCUGAUGCCUAUUUUGGCGAUUUCGACCCAUUUCCUGCUCCUGCAGCGUCGUUUUCCUCAUUUCAGAGCGGUCUCGGUGUCACUACUGACGCUCAUAACGCUUUUGUUGGCUCUAUUUCUCUUCCUGUCCAUCGAUUCAGCGCUGCAACCGGUGACUCCACCACCACGAGAACCAGAUGUUGGCAAUUUUACUUUUCCCGUUCAAGGAAUUCAUGGGAGCUAUGACCUCGAGUGUAGCUUGUCAUUUCCAACAUCGCAUCCAUCGAUCUUUUUGCGGUUGGCCGACUUUGGUUUUUUGAACAGCGCUGUGUACCAGCCAGAUGAUCCUCUCCAGCGGGAACUGGCGCUCUUUUCAAACGACUGGCAAGUAGUUCAUUCGCAUCGAAGGGAAGUCCUGUGCGUGUCCUCCUGCGAUAUCCAAGACUGGGCCACAUGGUUUGCGUUCUCCGGCAAGAAUGGCACAGGCCUGGAGAAUACCACGAUCCUGGUGAUUCGAGGCACCAAGACAAAGCUUGAGAUGAUUUUCGAUUUGGACUUUUGGUCCUUGCAGAUUCUUGGCAUCCAGCACCUGGCUGGUCGAUUCCUCGUUGGCCUUGGUUUCCCUUACAACGCAUUUUGGAAUUCUCCAACUUUAGGCAGAUGUUGGUUUCGAUCAAAGCGUCGGCGAUACCAAUCGAUUCUGACCUACUUGAAGGAUCUUAUCGAGAAGGAGCCACAUCGAACAAUUUACGUCAGUGGCCACUCGUUGGGUGGCGGCCUGGCACAUUUAGUUGCAACAGAACUUCAGCUGCCGGCCGUGACGCUAUCAGCCCCCGGAGUUGUAGAGACUGCAGGGCUCUUGGGCUUGGAGCCGUCAAUGCUGCAGGGCACUGUGAAUGUGAUCCCCCACGGCGAUCCAAUUCCAGCGAAUGGUGGUACCCAGGGUGGCAUUACAGUUCCAAUUCCCUGCCUUCUUGGACAGGGCCCAGAAUGCCAUAGAGUGUUCAACACAAUUUGCAUGCUAUUGAGGCAAUGUGGAGAUCCAAGACAACGUGAUAUUCCGUGCGAUUUCUGUCCUUUGGAGGCCAGACAUCAUGCAACUUGCAGACCACAUCAAAACAAAUAUCAAGAAAUUGAAAAUAUAUAG
This is a messenger RNA of Cladocopium goreaui, 2548 nucleotides long. The record is from the annotation of a GenBank genome assembly. Lineage: Eukaryota; Dinophyceae; Suessiales; Symbiodiniaceae.